This is a messenger RNA of Pseudonaja textilis, 3117 nucleotides long. It is a transcript of the gene EPHA6, whose product is annotated as EPH receptor A6. The record is from RefSeq and is a predicted model, not a curated record. Gene Ontology annotation, molecular function: ATP binding; protein binding; transmembrane-ephrin receptor activity. Gene Ontology annotation, biological process: axon guidance; ephrin receptor signaling pathway; protein phosphorylation. NCBI's taxonomy places the organism in Eukaryota, Metazoa, Chordata, Lepidosauria, Squamata, Elapidae. Gene Ontology annotation, cellular component: plasma membrane; dendrite.
AUGGACAGCUGUGAAAUGAGGGUCUUCCUUUGGAAAUCUAACCUGUUCUUUCCUUUGGUGCUGCUGCUGGUGUGCCUGGGAGGCUGCAGUCAUGUUUCCAGCAACCAAGUUGUAUUACUUGACACAACCACCGUAAUUGGAGAGCUAGGAUGGAAAACCUAUCCUCUAAAUGGGUGGGAUGCUAUAACAGAAAUGGAUGAAUAUAAUCGUCCUAUCCACACAUACCAGGUAUGUAAUGUUAUGGAACCCAACCAAAACAACUGGCUUCGUACAAAUUGGAUCUCGCGUGAUGCUGCCCAGAAAAUUUAUGUGGAAAUGAAAUUUACACUGAGGGACUGCAACAGCAUUCCAUGGGUGCUGGGGACAUGCAAAGAAACAUUCAACCUUUACUAUCUGGAAUCAGAUGAAUCCCAUGGAAUUAAAUUCAAGCCAAACCAAUACAGCAAAAUUGAUACUAUUGCAGCUGAUGAGAGUUUUACUCAGAUGGAUUUGGGAGAUCGCAUCCUGAAACUGAAUACAGAAGUUCGUGAAGUGGGACCAAUAAACCGUAAAGGAUUUUUUCUUGCCUUCCAAGAUAUUGGGGCAUGCAUUGCUUUGGUUUCUGUCCGGGUUUACUACAAAAAGUGUCCUUUCACUGUUCGGAACUUGGCUAUGUUUCCUGACACCAUUCCAAGGGUUGAUUCUUCUUCUUUAGUGGAAGUACGAGGUUCCUGUGUGAAGAGUGCUGAAGAACGGGAUACUCCAAAGUUAUAUUGUGGAGCUGAUGGCGAUUGGCUAGUUCCUUUAGGACGAUGCAUAUGCAGUGUUGGCUAUGAAGAAGUGGAUGGUUCAUGCCAUGCUUGCCGGUCAGGAUUUUAUAAAGCAUUUGCUGGAAAUAUAAAAUGUUCCAAGUGUCCUCCACAUAGCCAAACCUUCGUGGAAGCAACAUCUGUAUGCCAAUGUGAAAAAGGUUACUUCCGAGCUGAUAAGGAUCCACCAACUAUGGCAUGUACCCGACCACCUUCUGCUCCGAGGAAUGUCAUCUUUAAUAUAAAUGAAACAGCCCUUAUGUUGGAAUGGACUCCACCAAGUGACACCGGAGGGAGAAAAGACCUUACCUAUAGUGUUAUUUGUAAAAAAUGUGGAUCUGAUACCAGCCAGUGUGAGAUAUGUGGAGGAGGAAUCCGAUUUGUUCCAAGACAUAGUGGGCUUAUCAAUUCUUCAGUGACUGUGCUUGAUUUUGUGUCCCAUGCGAACUACACCUUUGAAAUAGAAGCCAUGAAUGGUGUCUCUGAAUUAAGCUUUUCACCAAAGCAGUUCACAGCCAUCACAAUUACCACAGAUCAAAAUGCACCCUCCUUGAUAGGUAUGGUCAGGAAGGACUGGGCUUCCCAAAACAGCAUUGCCCUGUCAUGGCAAGACCCUGCUUUUCCUAAUGGAGCCAUUCUGGACUACGAGAUCAAGUACUAUGAGAAAGAGAAUGAGCAGCUCAGCUAUUCUUCCACAAGGUCAAAGGCUCCAAGUGUCAUUGUCACAGGUCUCAAACCAGCCACCAAGUACAUAUUUCAUAUCAGACUCAGGUCUGCAACAGGAUACAGUGGCUAUAGCCAAAAGUUUGAAUUUGAAACUGGAGAUGAAACUUCAGAUAUAGCAGCAGAACAAGGGCAGAUUCUGGUCAUUGCCACAGCUGCUGUGGGUGGAUUCACUCUUCUAGUCAUUCUCACUCUUUUCUUCCUCAUUACUGGAAGAUGCCAGUGGUAUAUCAAGGCAAAAAUGAAGUCUGAAGAAAAACGAAGAAAUAAUUUGCAAAAUGGAAAUUUACGAUUUCCAGGAACCAAAACAUAUAUUGAUCCAGAUACUUAUGAAGAUCCAUCCCUUGCUGUUCAUGAGUUUGCAAAGGAGAUAGAGCCAACAAGGAUUCGUAUUGAGAGAGUUAUUGGAGCAGGUGAAUUUGGAGAAGUGUGCAGUGGUCGCCUAAAAACACCUGGGAAAAAAGAGGUUCCUGUAGCCAUAAAAACUUUGAAAGGUGGACAUGUGGAAAGGCAGAGACGGGAUUUCCUACGAGAAGCUAGUAUCAUGGGACAAUUUGAUCAUCCAAACAUUAUUCGCCUUGAAGGAGUUGUCACAAAGAGACCCUUCCCGGCCAUUGGGUUCCAGUCUCUUUGCCCAAGAUUCCUGAGGGAAGGAUUCUUAAAUAACAUUGCAGCCUCACAUCCUUUGUCAGGGGGACGAUCUUUGCCCUCCAGGAUUUUUUCCGGUAGACCACUCAUGAUAGUGGUUGAAUACAUGGAGAAUGGAUCCCUUGACUCCUUUCUACGGAAACAUGAUGGCCAUUUCACAGUCAUCCAGCUUGUUGGGAUGCUUCGUGGAAUUGCUUCAGGCAUGAAAUAUCUCUCAGAUAUGGGUUAUGUACAUCGGGACUUGGCAGCUCGGAAUAUUUUGGUCAACAGUAAUCUUAUGUGCAAAGUCUCUGACUUUGGAUUAUCACGGGUACUAGAGGAUGAUCCUGAAGCAGCUUAUACAACAACUGGUGGAAAAAUACCAAUAAGAUGGACUGCUCCUGAAGCUAUAGCCUACAGGAAAUUUUCUUCUGCAAGCGAUGCAUGGAGUUAUGGAAUUGUCAUGUGGGAAGUAAUGUCAUAUGGAGAAAGACCAUACUGGGAGAUGUCUAAUCAGGAUGUCAUUCUGUCCAUUGAAGAAGGAUAUAGGCUUCCAGCUCCCAUGGGCUGCCCGGCUGCCCUCCAUCAACUAAUGCUUCAUUGCUGGCAAAAGGAAAGAAGCCAUCGGCCGAAGUUUACAGACAUCGUCAGCUUCUUAGACAAAUUGAUACGAAACCCAAGCUCUCUUCAUACUUUAGUGGAGGAUGUACUAAUAAUGCCAGAUUCACCUGGUGAAAUUAUAGAAUAUCCCUUCUUUGUAUCAGUCAGUGAUUGGCUGGACUCAAUAAAAAUGGGCCAAUAUAAAGCUAAUUUCAUGGCAGCAGGGUACACAUCUAUGGAUCUUGUUUCAAGAAUGAGUAUUGAUGACAUUAGAAGAAUUGGAGUUGCUCUUAUUGGACAUCAGAGACGAAUAGUGAGCAGUUUACAGACUUUACGGUUACACAUGAUGCACAUACAAGACAAAGGAUUUCAUGUAUGA